AGGGAUGUUUUGCUAAAUGUUAGCCGCGGCAGGCUAACUUUGUCUCAUAGUUGGUAUCUGAUUUAGACUUCUCUGAAGUUAUCGGACACAGCUCGGCCUCCGGGAACACCGCAGAUAAAUGUGAUUUUUAAACGUUUUAAAACAAACGGAGACAUGAACGGGAGCACGAAUCCGCUGCUGGACAAAGAGGAGCAUGUUUUGAAGCUCGGAGAAAGCUUUGAGAAGAGGCCAAAAUCUUCCUUUCACACCAUCAGAUAUGACUUCAAACCAGCAUCUAUCGACACGAGCUGUGAGGGAGAGCUACAAGUUGGGAAAGGAGAUGAAGUUACCAUAACGUUACCUCACAUUCCGGGCUCAACGCCUCCCAUGACGGUGUUCAAAGGAAACAAGCGGCCUUACCAGAAGGACUGUGUGCUCAUCAUUAACCACGACACUGGGGAAUUCGUACUGGAGAAGCUGAGCAGCAGCAUCCAGGUCAAGAAAACCAGGGCAGAGGGCAGCAGUAAGAUCCAGGCCCGAAUCGAACAGCAGUCGGUCCGGUCCAGCCAGCCCAGCUCUCAGUUCCGGGCCCCCACCAAGCCCGGGGCCGGAGUCAAGACAUCCCCUUCCCCUUCGAAGGAUAACCCCUCCCCAGAGCCCCAGCUCGACGACAUCAAAAGAGAGCUGCGAGCGGAGGUGGAGGUGAUAGAGCAGAUGAGCAGCAGCGGCAGCAGCAGCUCCUCCGACUCGGCCAGCGCCUCGGGGAGCGGCGACGACAGCAGCAGCAGCGACGGCGAGCACGACGCCCCCCGACCGCUCAGUCAGACCUCCCCCAACCGCCACCCCAUGGCCAACGGAGGAGCCGACCGGCAGCAGGGCAACAACCAGCUCAUGAACACGCUCAGAAACGACCUCCAGCUCAGCGAAUCAGGCAGCGACAGCGAUGACGACUGACUUCUGCGCUGGUCAGUCUCUCUCUCUGCCCACACUCCUCUUCCUCCUUUCUGCCUGGUUCACUUGUUCCUUUGCUGUGGUAGCUGACCCCAGCUGUAUAUCUUGGGUUGACUGUAUUUUUUUUUUUUUUAUCUUUAUUAUUUUAGUAUAUCCUUAAAGCUGGCCAGCCUGGAACUUUAAGAGUGUAUUUUUAUUAGAUGUAUAUUUUGUUUUGUAUAGCAAAACUCUAGGAAAAAGAAACUUUUACUUGAGAGGUUUGGAAGAUUAUAUAUUAGAGUGCACAUACAUAUUUUCUGUACUUAGAGCAGCUAGUUUUACCUACUUGUAUCAUCUGUUUUUGUUGGGGUUUCGUCUCUGUGUCGGGACGAGGAAGAGGUCGGCUCGAUAUAUCGCGGCUCGGUCUCUCCCCUCGUCGCGUCGUUUGUCAGAGAAGGUUGUGGGAAUCGUCUCCACGUCGUGCUGCCGGCGAAUGAGCAACAAGUCGAGGAAAAAAAAAAAAAACUCCCAUUGUGCAGCAGUGUUUCUUUUUUUGUGGUUUGAAACUGUUUGCUGCUCAUUUUAGAAAUUAAUCUUGAAAAGGUUGUGAUUAACUAUCAACCUAAUGUCAGAUGACCUUCAUUAAAGGACAAGGCUGCUGAUUAUAUUUUCCUUAUUGUCAAUGAAUCUCAUGAAAACACCAGAACCAACAAUGUGCUAGUGUCCCGGUACUGAUCGCCUUCUCUGCCCUGAGCUCACUGAUUCCUACUGAAAAUGUAAAUCUUUAAAAAUCGGAUCACAAGGAUAAAGAUCGAUACAGUGACUUCCUGAAACAGACAAAAGUUACUCAAACACACAGGAGGAAAUAGUGCAUCUGUUGAGGGACUAUUUCCAGCAGCGGAUUAAUCCACAUUUGAUGUUUUAGUGCGUAUUUGAGGCAGCAGGAUGGUGGAUUGUGUGUGUGUGUGUGUGUGUGUGUGUGUGUGUGUGUGUGUGUGUGUGUGUGUGUGUGUGUGUGUGUGUGUGUGUGUGUGUG
Molecule: messenger RNA, 1945 nt
Organism: Seriola aureovittata
Lineage: Eukaryota; Metazoa; Chordata; Actinopteri; Carangiformes; Carangidae
Gene: eaf1
Product: ELL associated factor 1
Exons: 6
Coding region: 154-933 (259 amino acids)
Biological process (GO): positive regulation of DNA-templated transcription; regulation of transcription elongation by RNA polymerase II
Cellular component (GO): super elongation complex
Molecular function (GO): transcription elongation factor activity
Source: RefSeq, a predicted model, not a curated record